UGUUGGACAGAAGUGAACACUUAGUACUGGAGCUGGUCUCCAUCGCUGACUGGGAUUUGCUUUUGGCUUGGAAAGACCCUGCAGGCCGGGGGUGCAGUGGCCUUCUUCUGGGAUUUUAUUUGCUGAGUUCUUCUUUUUUUUAAAUAAUUUUUAUAUCAUUAUUCCCUGUUGACUUUUUUUGCCUUAGCUGCUGGCAGCGCAGGUUAACCAGGGCUGGACAUCCUGAAAGCUUUAAACCAGAGGAAUCAGGAUUCUCUCUGCAGACUCACAAGUCAUCCCACUGGAUUACUGAAGGGCCAUGUACCAGGCAGCUGCUUCCAAGCAAGCAGACAACAGCAUCCCCAGCGCGGUCAUGGAGGAGUCGGAGGUCUGUUCCCUGCCUGGGGGACUCGCAAGGGUGAUAAAACAAUUUGAGACUCAGGAAGCUGCAGCGUCACACAGUGUAACCCAGUUUUGCUUUCAACACAGAACUGUGCAGGAAAUGUCUGAGUCAGAGGUGACAGUGUCAAGUGGCAGCAGGCAGGUCAUCCCAGGCAGUCAGCAGCUGCACUUCCAAGAAUCUGUGGUGUCAUGCUGUGACAACAAUUUGGCAUCCAGCUAUGAAAACCAUCAAAAUGAAGCAGACGAAGAGUUUCCCAGGUAUUCAGCAAAAGAGCUGAGGGAUCACUUUGAGAGAACAAUAGAAGAGGCUGCUUCACACAAACCAAUCAAGAUUGGACGAGACAUCAGUCGAUCUAAGUGGACCUCUCGUGUGAGUCAAAGUGAGGUGAUUGAAGCAUCAGCCGCUGAAGCAUUACAGAACACAAUGGCUUCAAUGACGGAAUAUGAGGAUCUUCCACCCCCUCCACCAGAUUUGCUUCAAAUACCAGAGAGUGAACAUAUUCCAGAGAGCCAUUUCUCACAAGAGCCUCCAAACCCAGUAAACCCAUUCAAACAAUCACACAACAGAGAGGCGUAUGUCAAGCAGAGGGGUAUGUCUGAGUUAAAACGUCUUUACAAGCACAUUCACCCCGAGGUUCGCAAGAAUAUUGAGAAGGAGUUCUACAGUGAGUUCAAUGAAACAGAGAAUAACCAGGUACAGAGGCAGGUGUGCGCGUACGAGGAUGAUGGUGGGAGUCCUGAGGAUAUCUAUGACGAAGAGUAUGAGGAAUGGGAGGAGAUUGUCCCCGGAGAGGUGCAAGCAGUUCGCUGGAUGUUUGAAAAUAAACCUUUAGAUGCCAUUAAAGACGAAACUCCUGAAGAAGAUGAGCAAAACAAGAGAUUUACUGAACAGGAAAUGAUUUGGGGGAAAGAUGUGAGACGCACGGCGUGGAUGUUUGAGACCAAGCCGAUGGACGAGCUGGGCUCAGUAAAUACCAACUCCACAGAUUAUAAAAACAAGUUCAACAAACUGGAGAAGGGUGAUGUUCGUGCUGCGGCAUGGCUGUUUGAAACACAAACCAUGGACACUCUCAACAAAAUGCACAAGGAGGAGGAUUUGACAAAGGAGAUUGUGUUUACUGAAGAGGACGGGAAUGCUACCAUUUACAUGAUUGACAACAGGUUUGUGGAAGGCCUCGGGCACACUGAGACUGUUGACGAGAGCCGCCUGCUCAGUUUGCGGUCAGUGUUGGAGGAAAUUAACGAGGAAGUCAAAACUGUUACCACCACUUUUGAUACUCAGUUUAAAUGCAUCAUCAUGGGACAAUCCAGCCAAAUGCUGGAGGUCAAGUCUGUCCGUAAAAUCGAAACUGAAUUGGAGAACUCUAUCGCUUCACGUUGGCUUUUUGAUACUCAACCUUUGGACACAAAAAACAGAGAACUGGUUCCUUUAAAACUGAUUUGCAGUCUAUCUAUGGAAGACAGCAGUAAAGGAGACUGGGGCAGGUGGCUGUUUGAGAUAAAAACAUUAAACUCUCUCAGCGAGUGGGAAAGCACACAACUGGAGAAGACAGAGAUCAUUGGGGCGGAUGUUCGCAAACAUUGCUUGGUCUUUGAAACGCAGCCAAUGGACUCUUUGAAGGAUGACUCCAACGCCAGACCGCAGUCUCUUGAGGAGAUUAUAGGGGGCAAUGUGAGAUCUGCAAGAAACUUUUUUGAAAGCAGCCCUCAAGUAGCCAGGAAGAAUUACCAAGAGGUUGGAAAACUUAAAAAGGCAACAGCAAAUGAAGAAAUGAAAGGAGACGUGAGACACCAGAAAUGGCGUUUUGAAAGUCAGCCCCUUGAUCACAUUAGAGAGGAGAAGAAAGAGGUGGUCCGCACUGUGAAUGUUGACGAAGACCUAACACAAGAGGAUGGCUCAAGCUGUAGGGCAGAUGUUCGCAGGAACUGCUGGGUGUUUGAGACGCAGCCAAUGGAUACUUUAAAAGAUGACUCAAACACUCGCGUCAUGACAAAAGAGGAAAUUAUUGCGGGUAAUGUACAAUCAGCAAGGCAGUAUUUUGAAACCUCCCCAACCGAGGAGCUGAAGGAGCUGGAAGAGGUGGGCAAACUGAAGAAAACAGUGGCGCUUCAAGAAGAAAAGGGCGAUGUUACACAUCAGAAAUGGCGAUUUGAAAGCCAACCUCUGGAGCAGAUUAGAGAUGAACGGAAAGAAGUUCUAAGAACAAUUGAUCUGGAGGAAAUUGAUAAAGUGGAUGUGUCAAACUACAAGCAAAUAUUUGAGAGCGCAGAGUUAAAAGAACAGAGAGAGGAUUUGCAAAAGAUUCUCAUUGAAGGCGUUACAUCUGGCUCAGUGAAAUCAAAUAGGGACCUGUUUGAGUCUUCAGCGUUGUACGCCAUGCAGGACAGCUCCGGACAUUUUCAUGAGGUGAAAACAGUGCGCCGUGAAGAGGUGGUGAAAGGAGACGUCACCACAUACAAAUGGAUGUUUGAAACACAACCAAUUGAUCAGUUUGAUGAAAGUAUUGAAAAAUACCAAAUUAUCAAGGGAAUAUCUAAGCAAGAAAUUGAGUCUGGUGAUGUUAAAACAGCAAAAUGGCUGUUUGAAACACAGCCCCUUGAUGCAAUCAAGUACUUCAGCAAUAUAGAAGAUGAGGAAACGGUGGGAGGAAUUAAGAGCCUUGAUGUUGUGAAGGGAGAUGUGAAAAACUGUCGAUGGCUUUUUGAGACCAAACCGAUGGAUGCUUUGUACGAAAGAGUGGAGAAAGAGAGCAUUGACGAAACAGAAGAAGUACGAAAGGGAGACGUCAAAACCUGCACUUGGCUCUUUGAGACGCACACCCUUGACACCAUCCAUGACGAGACGGAAACAGUUUUGAAAACAUGCAGCGUACAACAGGAAGAUAUUCGGGGCAAAGAUGUUAAAACGGCUCGUUUUCUUUUCGAGACGGAGAAGCUGGAGGACCUCGCUGGGGGAGAGACAGGCUCUUAUAAGCGCAUCACAGAGAUUGACAUCGCAUCUGGAGACGUGUCAAGGAUGAAGUAUAUAUUUGAAAACCAAAUGUCUGACAUUUUAACGUCUACAUCUAAGGAAGUGAUGCAAAAUCUCAAAAGAGUUCAGACAGAAGACAUACAAAGGGGAAAUGUUGUGAACUGCAAGUGGCUCUUUGAAAAUCAGUCCAUUGAUGCCAUAGGCCUUCAAGACAAUGAAGAGGAAUCUGUGAGCAGCAGAACAGUGAACAAUAUACAAGGAGGGGAUGUGAACAAGAGUCGCUUCCUUUUUGAGACCCGUUCUCUGGAUGCCAUCCAGAACGUUUCCUCUGAUAUCAUGAAAGUUCAUAAAAUCAUCCGUGAUGAGGAUGAGAGGGGGGAUGUGAGAAACUACACUAUGAUGUUUGAAACUCAGCCCCUUUAUGCCAUUCAGGACAAAGAAGGUCAUUACCACGAGGUCACCACCGUCACCAGCGAGGAGGUGAAAGAGGGGAAUGUUUUAGGAACCCGGUGGUUGUUUGAAACCAAGCCCCUCGAUGCGAUAAAGGACACAGAUGAGGUUUACGUCAUAAAGUCUGUCACACAACAGGAUGUGCAAAAAGGAGAUGUCACCUCUGCCAAAUGGAAAUUUGAGACACAACCACUGGACAGGAUUGCUGAGGAAAAUAAGCCUUUAAUAAAAACUGUGGAGGACAUUAAAGGGGGCAAUGUUAGACUGAGCAAACAUCAGUUUGAGACAGACGGUUUGUCACAGGGAUCUGUUAGAACUGUAAAUGUGAGUGAAAUACAAAAGGGUGACGUUAGGACCGCUAAGUGGAAGUUUGAAACCCAGUCCAUCGACAAAAUAAGAAGCAUGAGCUCUGAAAAUGUGGUGGAAACUGUUAAAAAAGAGGAGUUUGAAAAGGGAGAUGUUAAACAUUCAGUGUGGCUUUUUGAGAAAAAGCCUCUUGACCACAUAAAACAGGCAGACGAGGAUGAGAACAAACCAGCAACUCAAGAAGAGAUUCCCAAAGCAGAUGUGAAGACAACAACGUGGCUCUUUGAAACCACGCCGUUUGAUGAAUUUCAUGAGGCUAAAACGGAAAAAACUGAAAUAUUGGGCAAAAGUGUUAAGGAAACCCUUGAGGAACUCUACAGCCAGAAGAUGGUGAGGUCAAAGGGAAUACUCAUUGAAGCUGAUGAAAUUGGAGACGUGAGGAUGGCAAAGUACCAGCUGAUGAAUAAGGAGGCUCCCAAGAUUCAACGAGAGGAAGUCAUCCGAGGAGAUCUGCAAAAUAUUAUGAUGAACUUACUUAACACAAAAGAGACAAAAGAACAGCAAAUAGUUAUAGAUUCAGAAGAGAAAGGUAACAUUAGUUCCACAGUAGAGCAACUGUUUAGUCAAGAGAGGUCCAGCAAUGUUGAAAAGGAGGAAAUAAUGCGUGGUGACAUUCAAGAAGCUCUUCACAGCCUCUUCAAUGAGAACUCAUCAACAAAACGAGGAAUACUUAUCCAGGAGGAUGAAAAGGGAGAUGUACAGAUGACAAUAUAUUCUCUUUUAAACAAACAUGACAGCAUGAGCGUUGAAAAAGAAGACAUUGUGAAAGGAGAUGUCAGGAGUGUUCUUGAGAGGCUCUCCAGUCCAGACAGUCUGGAUCAGGCAGUGAAGAUAAAGAUAGAUGACGCAGAGAAAGGAAAUGUCCAGUUUUACUCGACUUGCAUUGAAUCCGGGGCUCUCGACUAUCUUAAACAGCUGCAUUUGGAACCUGAGGAGACUCUACUUGACACAGAUAAAAAAGAGAAAAUUGUUGGCGGUGACAUUAAAGGCACAAAGCUCAUCCUCGGCCGUCAUCAAACACAAGUUGAGCGCACAGUGGAGGACGUCAUACCAGGAGAUGUGCACAACACGGUGAAGGUUUUCAUGUCUGAGCCAACCACAUCGGCAGAAAAAAUCCAAAAAGAGGAGAUAGUCAAAGGGGAUUUGAGAGCCGCUUUGAACUCAUUGUCAGAAUCAGGGAAGCAGACAGUCGUUCAGAAAGAGGAGGUGGUGAAAGGCAACAUCCCAAAAGCUCUCCGGUGCUUGGAAAGGGCUCAGAGAAACCACAAGGAGGUGGAGAAGCCGGAUAUAGUACCUGGAAAUGUCCGAGGGGCUAUGAGAUCUCUUGAGAAAUCAGCAACAUCUAGAGUGGAAUGCCUCAUUGAAGGUUUAAUUCCAGGAGAUGUAAAGGCCACGCUGAGAUCUUUGGAGCAGGCAAAGGGUGCAAAGAAGGAAGUUGAAAAAGAAGAAAUAGUGAAGGGGGACAUUCACACAGCAAUGCAGAGUCUACAAGAUGCCUCCAGCGAUAAGAAAACGUGUCAACAGGAGAUAGAUGUUCAGGGAGACGUCAGAGGAACAAUCCAGAUCUUCAUGGAGCCUCCCCCAUCUCCAAGGAUGCAAAGGGCUGUAAGUCUUGAAGAUGAAGUAAAGGGGGACAUCAAGAUGUCGAUUAAGUCUUUAUACGAGAUGCAGGAGCAAACACAGGUAGAAAAAGAAGAAGUGAUAAAAGGAGAUGUUAAAGGCACGAUUAAAUCUCUGCUGGAAACAGCACAGAGAGAAACAUCUAAGAUCAAGCACGGAACACACAGGAGAGUCAGGGUAAAGCAAAGCCCUCCAGUGAAAAACCUGAAGACUGACGCACAGAGAAAUGCGCAAAAGAUAAAAACAGCAAAACCGGUUGAACAAUCCAAAGAGACUCAUUCCAUUCAAAACAAAAGUGUUGAAAUGAAGUCUUCUGUUGUGCAACAAUCUGCUCAAAAAUCCACCGAGGUGGAGCACAAGACUAUUACCCAAAACCACGGCAUCAAAACAUUGAGGACAGAGUUUCGUAACCUCAAAUCCGGCUCAAAGGGGUCGGCGAAAUUGGGCAAAACCAAAGUCAAAACAGAGGUUUUUGUGAUAAGGCCCCAAACACCAGAGCCCGAUCUGCCUCUCCCACCUCCUCCUCCACCUUUAACUGACACUGACAUUCUUCCUCCCCCUCCUAGUCCACUCCCUCCAUCUGCUGACACUGACAUUGAUCACCUUCCUCCUCCACCACCUCCACUCACCCCCGAGCAAGACGUCCUCCCACCACCACCAUCUCAACAAGAGCUGGAGAGCAUGCCGACAGCGGACAUUCAACCUUUCCCAGCAAAAGCAAAAAGGAUGACUGUUAAAAAAGUGAAAGCUCCAACUUUGCACCCAGUUCCAAAGCUGGAGCCAAAGGUGGAAGUCAUUAAAUCCCAGCAGGUGCAGGUGACAUCUGAGAAAAGAAAGGAAAUGAGUCAAAAAACACAAGAAUCGAAAACCACCUCACCGGAAGUCACUUUUCUUCCAGAGUCCCCCCGACCACUAAAGAAAGUUUACAUUACUCCUGUGAAGUUCACUCCUCCACCCUCUCCUCCUCCUUUCAUGAGAGGCAAAAUGACCAAAUUUAACACACCAUUGAUAAAAGCAGAAGAAAAGUACAGGAAGCUGAAGGAGGAAAACACACCACCAAACACUCCACCUCCCACUUUAAUACAUGACUCGGUUAGCGCUGCUUUUGAAAUGCUUUCAACUAAAGAGGCAUCAAAUUUCACCAGCUCAGGAAAUUCUGAGGAAAGAGACGCAAAGAUGGAAGCUGCUGUUUGUUCAGAAACCCUGCAGUGUGAUUUAUCUACACAGGCUGUUGUCUCAAACAUCAUACAAAGCAACACCAGCAAACACCAAAAAAUCACUGCAGAUUCCACAAUUAUAUCAUCUGCAAAACAGCACAUUUAUUCUAAUGAGAUGUCUGAAGUUGCCACUAUUCAAAAGACCUCAUCCAUCUCUACUGUAAAACAACACGUUCAAAAAACUACACAGAAAAGUGUUUCUGCUUCCUCCAAGGAAUCCACUUCAAGUGUCAUGUCAGGCAAACUGCAGAGCUCUGACACUCACCCUGCUCAAAAAGAAAAUAUUGCUUCACAUGCUAAGAAAGACUGUAAAAAUAAUAAAACGAAGAGCUCCGGUAAAUCUGAAGAUGAAAAAGAAAAAAUCCCUGCCCCAAAACAGAAACCACAAACAGAAACAAUUGUGACACCUAUCAACCUUUCCAAAGACAAAACUGACAGCUCACUCAAAACAGUGGAGAUCGAGUCAAAGGGUUAUAAUAUCAACAAAAAUAAAUCUAAUCAUUUUUCUGCUGAGAUUCAAGCCUCUAGUCUUCCAAAGCAGACAGAGAAAGACUCUACACACGGAAAAACAAGCAAACCAACCCAAAAGGGAAAAAAGAGCUCCAAACAAGAGAAGCAAGAAGAGAUAAAGAUGUCCAGAGAGACUGAGCAGACACAUGUUUCACAGGUUUUGACGACGGAAGUCAAGAAAACUGGACAGUUCACCCAGGAAAUGGAGAAAAACACUCUGUCCCCUCGUGCUUCUGCUGCUGCUGCCACAUCCACAAGCAAUGCUGUCAGCCAGCCAGAGACUACAACCCCUGCAAAAAAGAAAAAGAAAUCGAAAAAGUCUAAAAGUGGAGCACAGUCGGGUCAAGCAAAAGACAAUCUCACAGAGUCAGCACCAGAAACCGAAAACAAGAAAGUGACUGAAAAAAAUGACCAAACCCAGGAAACAAUUGCCGUCACAGGGGCAGAGAUAGAGCACAUUCAAGUCAAAAGUAAACUAUUGUCUACCAGCAACAAAGAGAGUUCUAAUAUAGAAAAGGGAUCUCCGAAGAAAGAAGCAACCUUCGCUCAUCAGAACCUAAAUGAGCCACUGAAAGAUACAGGAGAUGAGUCCAAAUCAAGUGAACAGGCACAAAACAAAGAGAAAUCCCAGAGACACAACGUCCAAGAUUUAAUCUCCCACAUUUCAGAAGCACAAAGUUUUUCAGAGAAAACUAACUUUCAGUCUGUUGAGGAUUCGCUAAAUAGUGUGCCAGGGUGUUUCAGUUCUCAAGAGAGGAAACAAGAGUUGGAAGGAACAUCAGGGGCAAGCGAUCCUAAGAAAAAUUCUAAGAAAAAUGAGGAAAUUCCCAAAGGUGAAGAACAAACAUGGAUGAAUGUAACUGAGGAAACAAGAGAGAAGCAUGAGUGUGAGUCCGUUACUGAGAUGGCAAUAUCUGGCGCAGUUUCGGUAAUCACUGGUUCUGUUGAAGAGGAGAGUGAAACUCAGAAAAUUGGAGACAAAAAAGAGGAAGAGAGGAUCUGCAAGCUCAUCGACCUUCGAUCUCCUUCCCCGUCCCUCAGGAUGUGUUCUCCCUCGCCAACAUUUAUCACCAUUGAGUCUACGAGGAGAACUGACUCUCCCCAAAGAGUCACUCCAUCACCCACUCUGCUCCACAGGCCACCCACGCCCCCAACUCCUCCACCGCGGCGGUGUGACACUCCAACAUCACGCCUCAACAGGAUCACGCCUUCCCCGACUUUUGACAGAGCAGAAAAUUUAGCCCGGCUCAAAGACACCACUGCUAAACUUUUGCGUGGCGUCACCCCACCGCCACUUUUCACCCAUCAAAUCCCAGAGAAAAAAUCUGAGAUUGUUGAACCGCCCGCCUCCUUUCAACGGCAAAUCAGAGUUGACAGCCAGGUUGCAGGUGCAACUGCUGAAACGACGAGGCGCAAAAGGUGCUUAUCUGACACAUCUCAGCUUCCUGAGGAUAGAACUCAGGGCCUGAAUGCAAACAAAACACGAAGUCGAUCCGAAACGUGUGUGGCGCUUGGUCAAAACAGCUCAAAUCUGGUUGAGGCAUCAGAUGAUGUGGAGUUUUCUUCUGUAUCUGUCAAAGAAAAGAAAGAAUUUUUUGAGGAGGCACAGAGAGCUAAAAGUAAUAAGACAUACAUGCGGAAGGAACCCAUCUCCAUCCCAGAAAGACUGGGCCCAGAUAUGGAGGAGUGUCAGGCAGAACAGAAGAACAAAGAGACAGAUGAGACUCUUAAGGCAGACUUGUCUAGUCUUGUAAACAAAUUUGAAUCUCCAGAAGAUAAAUUAAGUAACAAAAAAGAGCCUGCGCCACAUGCAGAUAGUCUUCACCCUGAAGAUUUGGACAGAGAAAAAGCAGACAUAUUAGGAAAGGAAAUGCCAACUUUUGACAUCCAGGCUAUUAAAAAUGUUUUUGAACUGACUGAGCAGAGUUCUGCCUUCAGAGAGGAGAAAAAGGAUCUGGAGGAGCUCAUGUCUAGUCUUAGUGAAGCAACGGCAGACACUUCAAAGCAGGAAAGUCCUUGGGAGACAAAAGGAGGCUCAAGGCAGAGCACCCCCCUCCCUCUGCAGGAAAAUGAGAAAGUAACUGCUGAAGCUCAACCUUUACCUUUCUCUGAAACCAAAUCUGUCACAGAAAGCUUCUCAGAGGUUGAUGAAUUCGGUAACAUGGUCACGGGAAGGAUGACCUCUGUCACAGGGCACUCCGAGAGCGUCUCCACCACAGUCGCACCAUUUUCCUAUGCUGACGCCGUGAAAAAAAAAGCUGCUAGGAGAACGCAAACGUACGACGACGACGCCACUGAAAAGCUGCUGAAAAAUUUCCACAAAACAUGGACAGAGAGUGAGACUGUUUUCAAGAGUCUUGGCUACACUGUUUCUGAGGAGACGUCAUCACACAUUGUGUCACAUCAGACUUUUUCAUCGGGUUCGAGUUCCGAAAUCGGAGCUCUGCACAGUAUGCCGGAAGAGAGCUUAUCCGAUGGAUGCUCUGAUAGUGGACAAAAAAAAGUACCAUAAGUCUUGCUUCUGCUGUGAGCACUGCAAAAAUAAGCUAAGCUUGGGGAAUUAUGUUUCUCUUCACGGACAUUUCUACUGUCUUCCCCACUACAAACAACUCCUCAAAUCCAAAGGGAACUCCGAUAAUGGAAUUGGGCAAAAGCUUGCAGCAGGAGGUGGCGAACCUUUCCCCCCGUACGACAAAUUUGACUGGAGGUGUUCCACGAGCAGCGCAGAUUCAGCAGACAAAAAUCAAGGGAAAAGAUCUGAUGGCAACAAAAUGUCUGUAGUUUGGCCCCCG
Oryzias latipes (Japanese medaka) is the source of this 10307-nucleotide messenger RNA. Lineage: Eukaryota; Metazoa; Chordata; Actinopteri; Beloniformes; Adrianichthyidae. The record is from RefSeq and is a predicted model, not a curated record.